CGGUCGAUCAUGGGGAACCUGAAGUUUCUCAUAUACUUUUGUGUGUGUGUAGGGAGUAUAGGUUGUCAGAGGACACCCGGCCCAUGCUUGGGGUUGCCAGGUGUGAAGUUAAAUGCCAGCUCCACUGAACAGUUUAUCACUUCACCAGGAUUUUCUGAUAACUACGCUGAUGAUCUGAAUUGCUCCGGGACAAUUCGGAACCCUGCUGGUUGCGGUCUGAUACGUAUUGAUGUCAAACUCCUUGACUUAGAACAGGAGAACGACAAACUUCGACUUCGAUACGGUUCGUCAAGCACAGAAAAGUACGUUGUGACUACAUCGGAACAUAUAAUACCAAGUGAGAGUGUUACAAUCAGGUUUACAUCUGAUGGCAGUAACACACAUUCCGGUUUUAUACUUUCAUAUUCUAUCACAG
Molecule: messenger RNA, 415 nt
Organism: Mizuhopecten yessoensis (Yesso scallop)
Lineage: Eukaryota; Metazoa; Mollusca; Bivalvia; Pectinida; Pectinidae
Product: CUB and sushi domain-containing protein 3-like
Exons: 4
Source: RefSeq, a predicted model, not a curated record